Dovyalis caffra is the source of this 2211-nucleotide messenger RNA. The record is from the annotation of a GenBank genome assembly. Lineage: Eukaryota; Viridiplantae; Streptophyta; Magnoliopsida; Malpighiales; Salicaceae.
AUGUUGGUGAUGGCUUCACCCAUAAGUACUCUCCAUGUUCUUUCCUUAUCCGAUCCUUCUCCCCCAUACAAACUUGUUCAAAAUCAUCCCUCGCUAACUCUACUUUCCAACUGCAAAACCCUCCAAACUCUCAAACAAAUCCACUCCCAAAUCAUCAAAGCUGGCCUCCACAACACCCAUUUUGCACUUAGCAAGCUCAUCGAGUUUUGCGCUGUUUCUCCAUACGGCGACCUCCCUUACGCUCUCUCGCUCUUCAAAACCAUUCAAAACCCCAAUCAUGUAAUUUGGAAUCAUAUGAUCAGGGGUCUCUCAUUGAGUGAAUCCCCCAUUUUAGCUUUAGAAUACUAUAUGCAUAUGAUUAGUUCCGGUACGCAGCCAAAUGAAUAUACGUUUCCUUCUAUUUUGAAGACAUGCGCGAAAAUUAGAGGUUCCUUUGAAGGGAAACAGGUCCAUGCACAUAUGUUGAAGCUUGGACUUGAACGUAAUCCCUUUGUACAUACUUCGUUGAUUAACAUGUAUGCUCAAAAUGGUGAUUUGGUUGAUUCGAGAUUGGUGUUUGAUAAAAGUGAUAUGAGAGAUGCUGUUUCUUUUACAGCUUUGAUUACUGGGUAUGCUUCGAAGGGUUUUUUGGAUGAAGCUCGAGAUCUGUUUGAUGAAAUUCCUGUCAGAGAUGUUGUGUCGUGGAAUGCUAUGAUUUCUGGGUAUGCUCAGAGCGGUCGAGUUGAAGAGGCAAUAGCAUUUUUUGAAGAGAUGCUUAGAGCAAAGGUUACACCUAAUGUGAGCACAAUGCUUAGUAUCCUUUCAGCUUGCGCUCGGUCAGGAUCUUCUCUUCAACUGGGCAAUUGGGUUCGGUCUUGGAUUGAGGAUCAUGGACUUGCAUCGAAUCUUAGACUUGUAAACGGACUCAUUGAUAUGUAUAUUAAAUGUGGAGAUUUGGAAGAAGCCAGCAAUCUGUUUGAGGGAAUGCAACAUAAGAAUGUGGUCUCCUGGAAUGUUAUGAUUGGUGGCUAUACUCAUUUGAACUGUUAUAAGGAAGCCUUGGGGCUUUUUAGGCGAAUGCUGCAAUCAAAUAUAGAUCCUAAUGAUGUCACCUUCUUGAGCAUUCUUCCGGCUUGUGCUAACUUGGGUGCGCUUGAUCUUGGCAAAUGGGUUCAUGCUUAUGUAGACAAGAAUAUGAAGAAUAUGACCAAUACUGUUGCCCUUUGGACAAGCCUCAUUGACAUGUAUGCAAAAUGUGGUGAUAUAGAGGUAGCUAAACGAAUCUUUGAUGGCACGAAAAGUAAAAGCUUGGCAACUUGGAAUGCUAUGAUAUCUGGUUUUGCCAUGCACGGGCACACAGAUAUGGCUCUUGGACUUUUCUCAAGAAUGACUAAUGAGGGGUUUGUACCAGAUGACAUCACUUUUGUUGGCGUGCUGUCAGCUUGUAAGCAUGCUGGUUUUCUAAGUCUUGGGCGCAGGUAUUUUACUUCAAUGAUCCAAGAUUACAAGGUUUCUCCAAAGUUGCCACACUAUGGAUGCAUGAUAGAUCUUCUAGGUCGAGCUGGGUUGUUUGAUGAAGCAGAAACCUUGAUGAAGAAUAUGGAAAUGAAGCCAGAUGGGGCCAUUUGGUGCUCUUUGCUUGGUGCUUGUAGAAUUCACAGACGCGCUGAGUUGGCUGAAUUUGUCGCCAAGCAACUUUUUGAACUAGAGCCUGAAAACCCUAGUGCUUAUGUGCUCUUGUCAAACAUCUAUGCAGGAUCUGGUAGAUGGGAGGAUGUAGCAAAAAUAAGAACUAGGCUAAAUGAUAACAGAAUGAAGAAAGUUCCUGGCUGUAGUUCUAUCGAGGUAGACAGUGUGGUCCACGAGUUUCUUGUUGGUGACAAGGUACAUCCUCAGAGCAGUGAAAUCUACCAGAUGUUGGAUGAAAUCGAUGUGCGUUUGGAGAAGGCUGGUUUUGUACCAGAUACAUCAGAGGUGCUUUAUGACAUGGAUGAGGAAUGGAAAGAAGGGGUCUUGAGUCAUCACAGUGAAAAGUUGGCCAUUGCUUUUGGUUUGAUCAGUACAGAGCCAGGGACAACAAUAAGAAUAAUGAAGAAUCUUCGUGUAUGUGGAAACUGUCAUUCUGCCACCAAAUUAAUAUCAAAGAUCUUCAAGAGAGAAAUUAUUGCUAGAGAUAGAAAUCGUUUCCACCACUUCAAAGAUGGUUCUUGCUCAUGUAAGGACUACUGGUGA